AUGCCGGAUAUGGAUCGCGUUCCCGGCAACCGGAUCCUAGAGUACAUCCAGGAUUUGGCCUCGACCAAGAAAGCUCUUCCUUACGGCCAACCGGUGGUCGCGCUUGUCUCUCAAACCGUCACCGACUCUGCCGCUCUUCUGAAGCUGGCAGAGGAGGUUGGCCCUCACAUUGCGGUGCUCCAGGUGCAGGCAGACAUUAUCGACGACUGGUCAGACGAAACCAUCGAUCAGUUAACCUACUAUGCCAAGAAAUAUGGCUUUAUCUUGUGGGAAGGGAGCCGGGUUCUGAACUCCACCGUCAACUUCAUGGGCCGCGGGAGCGCCGACUGGCAAACGCGAAAGGUCCUGGCCGACCUGGUCAAGCCGAAAUACACACAUGGAACUGCCAAGGUGGCUCGGUGGUCGAAUAUAGCCACCUCAUGGGCGACCGGAGUGUCAUUGGGCGAGCAAGAGAAGGACCUGUUGAUCCCAACGCUUCGCACAGCGGCUCGGGAGGCUGUUGCAACCACCGUGAAAACCAUUGAAACCCAGAUCUCAGCGGCAAAUGUCGAGGACCAUCAUGAGGAAGUUGAAGCUCCCAUGUCUCCGCUUAGUACCAAUGGCUGGCAUGAGUUUAGCUCAGACAGCAUCGGCUAUGCCCUGCGGAAGUCAUCGACUAUCUCCGUCACCGAGUCAGUCGUCCUACAACCACAUGUCGAACCGGAAGACGGUGUCCCUGCCCCACCACUACUAUCACGAGGCCUGGUCCUCUGCUUGCCGUGCGCUAUUAAUUCAGCAUUUACAUUCAACUUCCGUCAAAGCACAAUAAUGGCAGCAUGUGCAAAUCAUGAUUUUGUUGUUGGCCUCAUCGCUAGUGAACCAUUUUUCACAGAUUAUAGCGGGAAUUACCUGUUCGACCUGGCCUUCCAAGAUGGCCAGGGAACACCGCACCUUGAUCGCAACCUGCACGAAUUUUGGCCAUAUUUGGAAAACCGGAAUUCAUUCGCCUUGUUCUCUCUCAUUCCAGAUGAGAUCCUUCAGAAUUAUGAAUCAGACCCCAUCCGCAGCAUGAACAGGGACUCAUCAGAAGGUGAAACCCCACAAAGCGUCGUCAAAUUACACUACAUAGUGGAUCAAGCAUUGAAAAUGCGCGAUGCCAGCCGCAAAGAGAACCAGGGAAAUCAGCAGCGAGAUCCCUCCGUACCCGCCGGGCCCAGCAUCUUCCACGUCCCGAUCGUCAUCCUCCCCUGA
Messenger RNA from Penicillium canariense, 1230 nucleotides. RefSeq lists its product as uncharacterized. Bases 1 to 1230 code for a protein of 409 amino acids. The record is from RefSeq and is a predicted model, not a curated record. NCBI's taxonomy places the organism in Eukaryota, Fungi, Ascomycota, Eurotiomycetes, Eurotiales, Aspergillaceae. The transcript has a single exon.